AUGACCGGACAGUGUAAAAAGAGCAGUUGCCAACGUCCGGGUUGUCGUUAUCCUGUUGAAAGCGGAAUGCAGUGCGACGAGUGCAAAGGCUGGUACCACGAAGUUUGCACGAACUUAACGCCUGCUGCUUUCAAACGGUUCAGUAAGAAGGGUUGUGUGUGGCUUUGUCAACAGUGCUGCUCGGAUGCAAACAGCUUGUUAACCGAGGCCAUCUCACUGGUUGAUGCUGCAAAGAAGUGUUUUAACAAGCAUAGUCGGAACGCGUCAAACAGCACUCGAUCUGUUGACACGCAAAUCAAUGUGAAGGAAACUAAGGUGAGUCCGGUGAUAGAUGACUCACGCCCGUCAAAGAAGGAAAAGCAGUUUCCAAAGGGGCCUGCCUUAAAAAAAGCUCAAGAAAAGUAG
Messenger RNA from Schistosoma guineensis, 405 nucleotides. NCBI's taxonomy places the organism in Eukaryota, Metazoa, Platyhelminthes, Trematoda, Strigeidida, Schistosomatidae. The record is from the annotation of a GenBank genome assembly.